This is a messenger RNA of Raphanus sativus (radish), 898 nucleotides long. RefSeq names its product proline iminopeptidase. Gene Ontology annotation, molecular function: aminopeptidase activity. Gene Ontology annotation, biological process: proteolysis. Gene Ontology annotation, cellular component: cytoplasm. NCBI's taxonomy places the organism in Eukaryota, Viridiplantae, Streptophyta, Magnoliopsida, Brassicales, Brassicaceae. The record is from RefSeq and is a predicted model, not a curated record.
AGAGGUGCAGGGAAGAGUACACCGCAUGCUUGCUUGGAGGAGAACACCACUUGGGACCUUGUUAAUGAUAUUGAAAAACUAAGGCAACAUUUGAAAAUUCCUGAAUGGCUGGUUUUUGGUGGAUCUUGGGGAAGCACUUUAGCACUCGCGUACAGCCAAUCCCACCCUGAUAAGGUUACUGGUUUGGUCCUUAGAGGGAUCUUUAUGUUGCGAAAGAAGGAGAUUGAUUGGUUUUACGAGGGUGGUGCUGCUGCUAUAUAUCCUGAUGCUUGGGAGGAGUUCAGAGAUCUUAUUCCAGAAAACGAGAGAGGUAGCCUAGUGGAUGCAUAUCACAAAAGACUCAACUCCGAUAAUCUGGAAACUCAAUAUGCAGCUGCAAGAGCUUGGACUAAAUGGGAAAUGAGGACUGCUCAUCUUCUUCCAAAUGAUGGAAACAUUCAAAAGGCAGAAGAUGAUAAGUUUUCAUUGGCGUUUGCAAGGAUUGAAAACCACUACUUUGUAAACAAGGCUUUCUUUACCUCGGACGCAUACUUGCUGGAGAAUAUUGAUAAAAUAAGACAUAUCAAGACCACCAUUGUUCAGGGAAGGUAUGACGUAGUUUGUCCUAUGAUGUCUGCUUGGGAUCUGCACAAAGCAUGGCCAGAGGCAGACCUCAAGAUUGUUGGUGAUUGUGGACACUCGGCAAAUGAGCCUGGAAUCGCAGCAGAACUAGUGGUUGCAAAUGAAAAGAUGAAAGCUUUUUUGGGAUGAAAAUACUCAGAUGGACUGCGUUCAUAUCUCAGGGACUUGUGUUAAUUUUUCUUCAAGUUUGUUUCUGCAAAGUAAGAUCACAUUCACAGACAGACGUCUGUUAUUGUCAAAAAAGAAUAAUUUUGAAUGCUGAUACAGUACUUGUUCA